Mytilus californianus (California mussel) is the source of this 2081-nucleotide messenger RNA. RefSeq lists its product as uncharacterized. The record is from RefSeq and is a predicted model, not a curated record. Lineage: Eukaryota; Metazoa; Mollusca; Bivalvia; Mytilida; Mytilidae. Bases 230 to 1249 code for a protein of 339 amino acids. Gene Ontology annotation, biological process: proteolysis. Gene Ontology annotation, molecular function: cysteine-type endopeptidase activity. The transcript has 7 exons.
UAGAAAUAAAAAUGUUAAAGUGAAACUAAACUGUGUCCCAUGGAAAAACCGAUGAAUUAUGAAAUUACAACUGUUUAUUUUGAGCAUGGAUUUAGAUUUCUAAUUAUACGUCCUUGUUUGGAUAUACAUCUACAUCUACAUCGUUGAAAAGCAAAGCUGUUACCAGAAGUCUGUCUGACUCUAAGUAAAAAUAAAUCAGAAGUCUGUUUAAGUGAAAAGGGAUAGAAGUAUGAGUGGGAAACAGGAAGAAACUACAAGAGGAGGGGAUGAGGUAGAUCUUCAAAAUGGGGGUAGUCAAAUGAACACCAAACAUGCCAAAGGAGGUUAUGACCAAGCUGAUACUCUAGGUCAACAAGAAGAUCCAUCUUCUAAAGAGAUACAACAACAAGAUUUAAAUCAACCUCAAAAUGAUUUAAAAAAUCCUAAUACAGACAUGGAAGACAUAAGAGAUAAAGAAUUUAAUUCACCAAGGUAUAACACAUGUGGAAAUGUUGGUAAAGCAGUUAUUGUAAGCAACUUUAUGGAGGGAUGGAAGGCAAAACAAGGAGACAACUUGGUAGCAAGGUCAUAUGCCAAGAAUGAUUGUGAUAUGCUAGAAAAAUCACUUAAAAGUCUAGGAUUUCAACCGUUGGAUGAAAAUGAAGACAGUAUGGUAUACAAAAAUCUAACAAAAAGUCAGUUUGAAGCCCUAUACAAAAAAGCUGCAAAAGAAACCAACUACAGACCUAAAGGAGGUGAAGGAUAUACCUGUGUACUGUUUUUUGUCAUGUCAUAUGGGAGAUCAGGAUUGAUACAGUGUCAUAAAGAAGGUGAAGAAAUAACGCAUCCAUUUGUAGAACAAAAACACCUGCAAGAAGCCUUCCAACCACAGAAUAAUCAUUCACUGGCCUUGAAACCAAAAUUCUUCAUUAUCCAGACUAUUCCUGAACGAGGAAGUGUUACUGAUGCAGUAGGAACAACAGAAGAAAAAACCACAAGAAGAAUUCCAAGAGAGGCAGAUUUUUUGACCUAUACAAGUGAUAGCUACUGUAUACAUAGCUGUGAUGGUGUUGAAGUCAAUUAUUUUAUCAAAGCUGUGGUGGAUGUUUUAAAUAGUCUAGCCAAAGAUAAGAAGAAUAAUGAGUCUGCCAUGGAGAUACAGAGAGUUUUGAUAAGAAUUAACAAAAAAUUUAAAGAAAUAAAACCAGAUAACAGUUUUAAAAUACCCUGUGUUACUUCUUCACUAACAAAGCAGCUGAUCCUAUUUUGAAUUCAGCAAUUAGUGAAUUUAGUGAAAUUCAUUAAAAUUCAAAAAAGAACGUUUUAUAAUACACUUGUAGUUAACUUUUUUUUUUACAUUUUUGUAACAAUAUACAUACCAAUAUACAUAUUGAGAUUUUAUAAUUGUAUUAACUUUGGAAGUACAGCUGAUAGGGAUUUGUCAGUCCCCAAUUUUACCAUUUUCCAUGUAGCCAGAAUUUCUGCAUUCAAUUAUGUAAAUUUAUUGGCUGAUUGAUUGAUUAGUGUUUAACGCCAAUUUCAGCACUAUUGUGUUAUUUCGUGACGGCUAGUUUUUAUUUGGUGUAGGAAGCCAGAGAGAAACAAAGAACUUCGGAAGGAAAACUGACAAUAAUCAAUAUCUUAUAUUGAACACAAAUCAUGUUGAAAUGUGUCUAAAAAUAUUUAAGCGCGAACAUUUUGUAUGUAUUAUACAUAUGAAUUAAGUUGACACAGCUUCAAGUAGUUAAUAAUAUUCUUUUUGUUUUCUUGGUACAAAAUUUUGACUAGUUUGAGUAAGUUUUAGGUUAGGACAAGAAUUUUUCUGUACAUUAUUUUUCUGUAUAUUUAUUUUUUUCAUGUUUAUUAUACAUUUUUAUGUACCAUUUGUGUUUUCACUGCUGUUUGACAUCAAAGUUGGACAUCUACGAUAUCGAGAAACUAGUUAAUUUCUGAUACAUGUUCUUGUGUCUGUCCAAGUCAUGAACUUGGUCAGUGGUUGGCCUUUGUAACAUCAUAAUUCUUUGUGUCUGUUUUUUUUUUUUUGUGGUAUUUGAUGCAAAUGCCAGAUCUUUUAUAGUAUAUAUUAAAUUUAUUCAUUACUG